GAUUUAACUCAAUUUUUAUUUAAAAAGAUUCAUCUAACAACGAAUAGAUCGAAUUAAAAUUUUGAAUUUAGUUCUUGGUUUUAUCGCUAGAUGACUGCACCAUUCACUUUUCUUUAAAAAUACGUUCAUAAAAUAACGAUGACUCAAAGAAAAUUCCAAAUACAUACGAAAAGAUGACCCAAAACAUACUAUCUUAUUUUCAAUUUUACUCAAACUUGAAUACGUUAUAGUUUUUAGCGAUUCAUAUCUCCAGGGAUUUAAAAAAAACAUUGUAUACUGUAAUAAUUUUAAUACUGGCCCAAGACGAAAUCAAAACCUCAUGGUACACGUUUCAAUUUUUUUUCGAGUUUUUGAUAAACGUACAGACUACAAAAUUAUUCUUUGUAAUGCGUUUUUAUUCGAGUUCAACGAAAAAAAUGUCGAUUUUGAAGUAUACCCGACAUUGGUACCAACGUUGAGGUAUAUAAAUUGCAACGGAAUGUGUUGCCGAGAGAAAUACACUUCUACAGAUUUAAUAAACGACCACGAAAAUUGUUCGUUCGUAAAAGACGUAUCGAACACCUCUUUUCCAGAAUUCAACGGGUAUUUUAUGGUAGUUUCAUGGUGACGGCAUGUGCGUCGAUCCGUUUAACAAAAUAUGUCAUUGGGGUCCGCUUACUGCUCUUGGAAUUAUAAAACUAAUCACUUUGAUGACAAUACAUUGUAGUAGACAAUGGUGGGCACCGCAAGAGAGUUUGUUUGGAGCAAUUAAUUUUAUGCUUUUCUUUUGUCUCAGUGGAUCUACUCUCUUCCAUUUCAUCAGCUCUAUUUAUGAAGGGCCAGGGUUCCUUCCGUUAAAAUGGAUGCCGGAAAAGGCAACAGACACACAAUUUUUACAGUAUUGUUCUGUGUGCAAGGGCUAUAAAGCACCAAGAUCUCAUCAUUGCAGAAAGUGUGGUCGUUGUGUGCUGAAGAUGGACCAUCACUGUCCAUGGAUAAAUAAUUGCGUAGGUCAUUUCAAUCAUGGACAUUUUACAGCAUUUCUGGCAAGUGCAGUGGGUGGAUGCUGUGUUUCUACUUUUACUCUAGUUUCUUGGGUUAUGACUGUAUUGUCUUUGAAACCAUUAUCAUUUCCACCACCUUCUGUAUUCAUACUAAUAUUAGUAAUCUUUAGUAUUGGUUUGUCAAUUGGCGUUGUUAUUGCAGUUGGGAUAUUGUUUUAUUUUCAGCUGUUAGCUAUAAUCAAAAAUCGAACAGAAAUCGAAGCUUGGAUUUUAGAAAAGGCUCACUACCGAAGGUAUGGAACUAAGGACAAAUUCAUUUAUCCAUACUCGAAAGGUUGGCGCUUUAAUGUAAAGCAAGUUCUUACGUGGGACUGUACCCCCGUGGGAGACGGAAUUAAUUGGCCCGUGAUCGAAGGCUGCGAUCAAUACACGUUGACCCGAGAGCAAUUAGCUCAAAAGAAAGAUAAACGGAAGAGGGCUAAAACCUACAGAGUCGUGGAAGAAAUAUCUGGAUCAUGGUUGCCAUUGAGACAUGGUUGGGGUGUGUUUUGUCAUCCACCUUGUACGGAUGAACCUCGUAUUAAACUCAAAUUGGGAGAAAUUGUAAUCGUAACACGAUGGCGGAAAUAUUGGUUAUUUGGAGAAAAAAAAGAAGAUGACGAAAACGACAAGCAAGUACGAAAACGAGGCUGGUUUCCAAGGCCUUGCGCGAUCGAAGUAAUCGAAAAUGAAGCUUACACUUCUGCUUUAACGAAAUCGGAUUGAAACAUUCCUUUCCCCAAUGUAGAAUUUUAACGUAUUUAUAGAUAAGUCGUUGAACGAACGAUGAUAUUUUUGUCUAGUGUUUUAUAUGUAAGUAUCAAUGAUGGAUGAGUGUCUUUAUAUGUUUCAAUGGUCUAAUGUUAAAUAAGUCCUACUUUCGAAAAAAUGUUUGGAUACUAGAAGUGUCUAUUAGUAUAUUUAUUCUAACAAAAAAGAUUAGCACAAAACGAGACUAUACAAGUUCCCCUUCUUUUAUAUAAUUUGCUAUACGCUAACGUAAGUAAUUUGAAUGUGUGUAACGAGUAAACAUCAAUUUUGAUGUAUCAGAUUUGUGUCAGGAGAAUCGCGUUCUGUAUACAAUGACGUGUACAUACUUUUAAUGCAAUUUCGAUCGUUGUAAAUAGAGCUUUUGGUAACCAUUUACUAA
Messenger RNA from Hylaeus anthracinus, 2172 nucleotides. RefSeq names its product palmitoyltransferase ZDHHC6. Gene Ontology annotation, molecular function: palmitoyltransferase activity. NCBI's taxonomy places the organism in Eukaryota, Metazoa, Arthropoda, Insecta, Hymenoptera, Colletidae. Bases 612 to 1748 code for a protein of 378 amino acids. Gene Ontology annotation, cellular component: Golgi apparatus. The transcript is spliced from 7 exons. The record is from RefSeq and is a predicted model, not a curated record. Gene Ontology annotation, biological process: protein palmitoylation.